AAGUGUACUGACAAAGAGGAACCUUCCACUUUACUCUGCUCUACAAAUGCAGAGUGGCAAAGACGGAAAAUUAAGGAUGAAAAAUCAGAAAGGGCAACCGAAAGUGACACUCGACAUGGACAUGAUUUAUCUUAUUUUGAUCUUUUACAUAGGCGGACUGUGGCAGACUGAAGCUGUGUCUCUCACUGGAGAGCUGGGGAAGGACGUCACAGUAACUUGCUCCCACACCAACGCGUUUUCCAAGAUCAAAUAUUUCUGCAAGGGUGCGUGCAACGAUGAAGACAUCUUGAUCAGCAGCAGUGUCGGGGGGAAAGAUGUACGAGGAAAAUACAGCAUUUCAGACGAAGGAAACUCGUUCCACGUGACCAUCUCUCACCUGACAGAGGAAGACUCAGGAACCUACUGGUGUGGAAUAAAAAGAUUUGGACCUGACACAUACACUAAAGUCAACCUCACUGUCAUAAAGGUAAAUGUAACACCCACCUUUCCCAAGGACAUCACAGUUGACAAACUCAACUUGCCAGCGUUCCUGACUGCAGUGACGUGCAUGGCAGCAAUGCCGUUUGUGUGUCUGUUUGCACUUUAUCUUUUGCUGACUGAUAAGUGCCAAAGAUCAAAUCCCCCAGUGAACAGAGAGACUUCCUCAGACACCAAGACAAUGAUGCACGGUGUGGUAGUGACUGGUCCUGAGCGGUGUGCGGUUCCACGUUGUCCUGAUCGCCGAUCUCUGACAGCGCCGCCUCCUGACCUCUGCUCACACUUCACGUCGCGUCAUCGAGAGUCUGUCGUCUCAUAUGUUAAUGUGGAGGCACCAGAUCACAUCUGCCAGUAUCAACACCUAGACCUCAGCCGCACAGAGGAUCAUGUGUAUCACGUGCUUCAAAGAAACCGUGUACAUGAACCUUUGGGAAUGAAAAAACAGAUUAACACUUGAUAUAUAAGUCCAUCAUUUCUAUCUAUCUACUUACUGACGUGGCUGGGUGAGGAAAUUGUUAUAGUUGAUAUGAGAAAGGUUAAUGAUUCACAAUCUUAAGCUAGACAACUCGAUAUUUCUUUUGUGUGAUUUAUUUUGUUGUAAAAUGUUGUACAGUGUUUUAUGAUAAAUCUCACCCAAAUAAACCAAGUGACAACA
Messenger RNA from Solea senegalensis (Senegalese sole), 1132 nucleotides. RefSeq lists its product as uncharacterized. The record is from RefSeq and is a predicted model, not a curated record. The coding region runs from base 47 to 934 and encodes 295 amino acids. NCBI's taxonomy places the organism in Eukaryota, Metazoa, Chordata, Actinopteri, Pleuronectiformes, Soleidae. The transcript has 5 exons.